AUGAAUGAAAAAAGAAACGGUACAACUUCAAAAUGAACACUGUACUUAAAAGGGAUUAGGGUUUUGGUUGAGCAAGCAGAGAAAGAAGAAAUGGGGAUGGGGGGUUUGCAACACGUUCUUGCUCAAUUAACAAUAAACACUAACACUAUCAAGAAUCUCCUUCAAAUAAUCAUGCUCUCCGACAUCGAUUACCGCUGUAAAAUCGCCAUCUUACUCAGAACCCUACAUGAUGAGUUGAACAAAUCAUAUAUCCAUCAAUGGAUGCUUCAAGUUAUCGAAUUACUCGCACAACUUUAUAUUCAUCAUUCUAAACCAAUGACCAUCUCUUUUCAAGAAGCUUAUUGCGCCAUUGCAGUUGAAUGUACUUUGAGGUGCCUUCAUACAACAACAACACGCCCUAACUACAUCACAGCUGUUGAGACUAUUUGGAAAGAUAGGGUUCCUUACAUUGAGAUGUCUUGGAAAAGUGGGUUGUUUACUGAUGAAUUAGAGAAAUGGAAAAAUGAAAUCUUGAAUUCUCUUUUGGAUGCACGGGUUAUGAAAAAACUCGAAAGCUUUCCAGAUAAUACUAAUAAGAUUGCGCUUCAAAAGUUAGAUUUUUUCUUGGCUAAAGCUUGGGAUGAUCUUGGUCCGGCUAACAAUUUCGAUGUCAUUGUCAAUGACUCAAGUGUCAUAGCAUCUUUAAUCAAAGGCAAGUUUGUCAAUACUGUUGCUGCUGAGAAAAUGGACGCAAUAUCCUCUUGUAGCAAAAUCAACUCUAUGCCGGUUGACGAGGUUCCAACGACUGGGGAAUCUCUUCAAUGUAGUUCUGCUGAGUUGGAAAACCAGGACGUUGAGGUCAUGAAUCAAGAGGCACAGAUGGAAAGCGAUAUUUCAGAUACUGUUGAUGAUGAGAGAAUGGAUGCAGAAAUCUCUAAUAGCAAAAUCAACUCUAUGCCGAUUGAUGAGGUUCCAAAGAUUGGGGAAUCUCUUCAAUGUAGUUCUGCUGAGCUGGAAAAUCAGGAUGUUGAGGACAUGAAUCAAGAGGCACAGAUGGAAAACAAUAGUCCAGAUUCAUAUGUACCCAUCUCGCAAGGUUGCCGAAGUAUUAAUAAUAACAAGGCUAAUCAUAAAAAGAGAACUUCUGCCCGUCAGAGUGAUGUUCGUCAUCCUAGCUUGAUGAAAUCAAAUUGUACUGCUCGUACUCAUGAGUGGGAUGAUUCAAUUGGCUCGCAGGGAGGAACAAGUGACACAAGUAAAAUUAGUUUGCGUAGUCCAAAAGUGAGGAAACUUCCUCCAUUCAAGGAGUAUAAACCAAAGAGAAAGAAAAGAACAUGGAGUGAAUUGGAAGAGGAUAAUCUAAGGGCUGGAUUUAAACAAUUUGGCUAUGAUUGGAAAACUAUAUGCGAUUCUUUUACAUUUGAUCGAAGAACCCCAGUUGAUUUGAAAGACAAAUGGAGAAAUAUGAUCAAGUAUGGAAAAGCACAAGAACCUGGACAAGCUCAAGAAUGAAGCAUUUGCACUUGAAAGCAUUUUUUGUUGAUUAGAGAGGUCUCUAUAUAUCGACUUCACUACCAAUUCCAAAUGAUGAACUAAAAUUGAGAUAUAUUAUAUUUUGAAUUUGGGAGGUAUGUUCAGUUGUAUUUUGUAUAUGUCCCUAAGAAGACCGUACUUCAAAAUCAUGAAGGGAAAAAGUUAGUGUGGGGAAGGAAAUUCAAUAGUACCUGAUACUGCUUUAGUGUAGGUAGUAUUCCAAGUAAUUUCUAUCGUAAAGGUUCAAAACUUGAGCAACUAGUUUUAGCUCUUCUCAAAAUAUAUUUUAGGUGCACUUAUAUCAUUAUCCUUGUUAAUAUGUCUGAAAGGUAGAAAGACAACAAAAGUCAGAGUUAGCUCUAAUUGUUAUCAUGUUGCUUUAUUAGAUAUUUUUGUUAUUCUAGUAAUAUCGUGAGUUCACAUUUUUUGUGUAUUCAUUAUUCAGUAACAAAGAGUUUCAAA
Molecule: messenger RNA, 1974 nt
Organism: Trifolium pratense (red clover)
Lineage: Eukaryota; Viridiplantae; Streptophyta; Magnoliopsida; Fabales; Fabaceae
Exons: 5
Coding region: 91-1491 (466 amino acids)
Source: RefSeq, a predicted model, not a curated record